Molecule: messenger RNA, 2153 nt
Organism: Megalopta genalis
Lineage: Eukaryota; Metazoa; Arthropoda; Insecta; Hymenoptera; Halictidae
Gene: Fa2h
Product: Fatty acid 2-hydroxylase
Biological process (GO): fatty acid metabolic process; lipid biosynthetic process
Cellular component (GO): membrane; endoplasmic reticulum
Molecular function (GO): iron ion binding; fatty acid 2-hydroxylase activity; heme binding
Source: RefSeq, a predicted model, not a curated record
ACGACCAAGAAAAUAUACGCGAUUUUGAAAAAGAAAAAUACAGGGGGAGAGGGUUUAACCGGUAACGUCACCGCAUAGACAGCAGCUUAUCGGCGUAGAUAACGGUCUUUUCAAAUAUGAUACAACACCGUCAUACUAUUCGCAUUGUACCUACUCACUAUGGCGCGACGAAAUCUUAUCAAAAAGAUUCGAAGUGGGCUACGAUAAAGCGACGUUGCGAAAGUGUUCGUUCGUCGCGUUCCCAGCAAUUUGCUUUUGCUCGUGGACAGUGCUCGAUCGGCCACAUCGUGACAACCGGUGUCAAUGGAGAAGCGAUUAGCGAACGGAGAUCGGCCGGUGGUCGGUCGGGAAGCCGAUCAGCGACCGGUCGAGACCGAGGCGGACGCGUUUCUAGUCAAGUAUCGCGAUCGGUUUUACAAUAUUCGUGAAUUCCUCAGAUACCAUCCCGGCGGGAAACGCGUGCUCGAUCAUUUUGAAAAUCGUAGCCUGGACAAGGCUUUCACCGAGAACCCGCACUCCAAAGCGGCCCACCACCUGUUCGAGGACUUCAAAGUGGAGGCGAAGGAAAAGUACCAGGAAUACGAAGACCUGAUCGAUUGGGACGCGUCUAUUCUCGGCCAAGUGGGAGAUUUGGGAGAUCGGUACUGGGAAUGGGUGAACCUGCCGGUGAACCGCGAGAUCCGAAUAUUCAAGUCAAGUCUGCUGGAGUCUGUGUCGAUCACGCCGUGGUACCUGGUGCCGAUCGUGUGGGUCCCGGUGUUCAUCUAUUUCCUUUGCCAUGGCGUCGCGACCAUGGCCGGCCAUUACACUGGACACGCGCUGGCCGACGCUUUCGUCUCGUACGCAUUCGGCAUUUUGCUGUGGACUAUACUAGAGUACGUGCUUCACCGGAAGUUGUUUCACUUUAAACCGCCAGCUACGUCGAAGCUACUCAUCUGCAUGCACUUUAUACUUCACGGGAUCCAUCACAAGGCCCCCUUCGACAGCAGGAGGCUAGUGUUUCCCCCAGUGGUCGGUCUGCUCAUGGGUAAAUUACUAUGGAGCAUUUACCGCGUAUCGUUUCCUUCGUCAGUGGUUUAUUUCAUUGCCGCCGGUACUACAACAGGGUACCUUUGUUACGACUUAAUUCAUUAUUAUUUACAUCACGGCGCGCCGAAAAGCGGUACUUAUCUCUACACCAUGAAAAGGAAUCACAAUUAUCAUCAUUUUUCGCAUCACGAGCUAGGUUUCGGUAUCAGCAGCAAACUAUGGGACCAUGCGUUUGGAACAAGCAUUUGUCUCCGACAAUUAACGAAACCCAUAGAAUGGUGAACACCGCGUCACCGCUGAUUGUAUAUUAUCUAUACAGUAUUUGCUUCUCUUCAUUGAUCUCGGUGUAUGUCCAAUGGACAAUAUUUUAAGUACAAAAUAAGGAACAGAAAAUGCAUAUAAAUAAAGGGCAGAACGAGAUCCCGGUAAGAGAGCGAAAAAGAGAGAGAUAAACGUUACGAACGACCACGCUCUUGCAUUGACAUACCGUUAAGUAUUAAGUACUGAAAAUAAGGGACCAAUAGACUUCAAUUGCCAUGGGAUAAAUAAAUACGAUUAUGGUGCAUCGACUUUGAUGUUCUUUCUACCCAUACUCAGCUGUGGGAAAGUACUCUUAUUUGUGGGAGGAUUCAGUCUGGAGGAUAAAUGAACGAACGCUUCUAACAAGCUAGUCCUGUCCAUGACAUUCACUUCAUAGUGUUUCAGCUUUUCUCUGGUGCACCAGUUGGCUGCUUUGCUAGCAGUGUUCUCCAGACUGUGAGUCUCUUCCUCCUUGGUCCGAUUGCCGACAACGAGAACCGUUAUCUCUUUCUUAUCCUUGUUCCGGUCAAUGUCUUUCUUCAAAGGAAACAGCACAUCCAAAGACUCUGGUUUGGCCGUGUCAUAAACGAGAACAUACCCAUCCGCGAAACCGAGAUAAUGUCGUGGUAGCUGUUGAUUAUUUACAUUGUUUUGCAGCGAUUCCAGUCCAGCUGUGUCGUAAAAUCGUACUUUUUCUUUAGUACCUCGAUCCGUUUCUAUGUUCGCAACAUAUAUGUCCUCGAUAGUAGGAUGUAUUUCCUGUUGUAUACAUUAAUAUUACUAUUUUAUGUAAAUGAAAACAAAAUAUACAUCUCUAAUAAUGU